This is a messenger RNA of Trypanosoma cruzi, 1302 nucleotides long. RefSeq lists its product as uncharacterized. Lineage: Eukaryota; Euglenozoa; Kinetoplastea; Trypanosomatida; Trypanosomatidae. The record is from RefSeq and is a predicted model, not a curated record. The transcript has a single exon. The coding region runs from base 1 to 1302 and encodes 433 amino acids. Gene Ontology annotation, molecular function: microtubule binding.
AUGGCCUCCGUGAACCAAUCGAUCGAGAGCAACACGAGUAGCCUGCAGCGCUCUGGGCUAAGCAUGAGUGUGGGGGACACAAAGUCCAUUGUUCUUGCACUCCAGGCCCUGCAAGACAAGAUACGCCGCCUGGAACAAGACCGCAAUCACCAUCAGGAUCAGUACGAAAGAGCCCUCCAGGCACACGAGGCCUACAAACAGGACAUGGAGCAUCAGCUGGAGCGGGAACGUACACAUCAUCGGCAACGUGAAAAAGACUUGCAGGAGAUGGUGCAGCGGGCCACCACGGAGAAAACAAAGCUGCAAAAUACUUUGGAAGAAAGUCGGAAAGACUUGGGGACGUUUCGAACGGAACUAGAGGAGAUGCUUAUUAAGGAGUGUGACGCUGCACAAAAGCGUGAAAAUGCGUUGGCCAGCGAGGUAGACAAAUUGCGUCAAGAGUUAGAGGAGCAACAAAAAAGAUACCGUGCGCUUCUUUCAUCAAUUGAAGAACUCCGGGCCGAGAAGGAGGCGGCACUCGACACCAACCAUCACUUAGAGCAAGCAAUACAGGAGCUUAUGCGGAUUCAAUCGGGGCGUGGGGUAAACCGGACACUUUUACGAAGUGGUGACACUAGCCGGCUGACGGCAGAAGGAGGCAAACGUCGUAGUCGUCGUGGAAGAACUCACAGCAGCGCUGCGGUGAACCUAGCGAAUCGAACUGGUUACUCGCGCCGAAUUUUUGAGCCUCAUCAAAUGGAUAGCCGCCCAACGUCCAUUGUUCGUUCCAGCAGUGCUCGGCACACGUACCGUGACCCGACAUAUUCCUCUAUCCAGCGCGAUGUUCGCAAGGAGAACGGAACCCAAGUAGUCGAUAACAGCUUUGCUGGUGAAGUUGCAAGGCCGGUCUCGUAUGCGACGGAAUCGGCGGCGCGGACGCAGCCCUCAGUCCCAUUGGGGGGGAGGCAGAAUGGUGCCAUGGCGGAAGUUUGUCAGGAACUGGAGAGCGAACUGAAGAGCCUUCACCAGCAGUACAAGGAGACUGUGGAGCGGGCGGCCGCCGAAGAGAUCUCUGCGGAAGUGGUUGCCGCAGCGUUGAAUCGCCUCGCAAAACUCAUGGAUCGCAAGAAGGAGCAGAUUCAACUCAUUAAAGAAGCUCAGCGUGACAUGGCGGCGGCGGCGGGAACAGUAGUCGAUGUGCCGACGUCGCGCCCAACUGGCGCGUCGAAGCGGCGGCCACCUCCGGUAGGGUCAGACAAGGUCACACAGCGCAGUCUCAUUGUCAACGAGCUUCGCUCUUUGUUAUCACCGCAACAUUCGUAA